UAAUGUGUUCCACUCCAAUGGCUUUUAUUUAAUUUCUUCUAGUUCACAAGUCAUUGAUAUCAAAGAAAUCUAAUGAAAUGGCUUCUUGUGCUACAACGACUAUCUAUAUAUGUCCCAUCUCAUGAUUAAGCCAGUUUCAUAUCUUCUGGGGGGGACUUCUGAAUUGACUCAUGUACACUUUCCCUUUCCCUUACCACCUAAAGAAAGCCAGGUAGUGACGGGCUUUUGCUCAGUUUAACAGUCAUUUAUACUCUCCUUAUUCAGGCUUUCAAUCCUCUCAGAAAGAUUACCAGCUCUUGGAGGCCAGGAAUUUUAUCUUGUAUUUCUGUAUUCAUCACACACUGAGCACUUUCCGUGUGGUGAGAGUGGGGAGGGACACUUAAAUGGGUUAAAACAAAUACUAACAGCAUCAAAAACUACAAAGACUAUAAAUCAAUUCUUAUGGAAGAUAGAAUAUAGUUGCAAUCACUUAAACACGAUGAAUACAACAUUUGUUCCUAGGGGACAAUCUGUGAAUGGUAUUUAGGUAGCUUUCAUCAAACUGAAAAUCUGUGGAGACGCAUGGUGGCGCUGCAGGAUAACAUCGUGGGGAGAAAAACUACGCUGAUGACACUGUAACCCACUGCACACAGAGCGCUGGGGAGAAAAAACAACCCAACAAGCUGCAAGGAAGGCGAACUAGAAGCUAAUAAAAGAAGGUUAAAAUCCUUAGACCUUCCUAAGAUUCGGUGGACAUAGCAGAGGCACAUUUCCCAGAACUGCGAAGAGGAGCUGAAGCGAUUCCGCAGGAAGCCUUGGGGAAAGGAGCCAUGGAGACCGGAGGAACGGGCGCCCUGCGGAUCAGGCAAGUCCUGCUGUUCUUUGUUUUUCUGGAAAUGUCUCGGGCGGACUCUGAGUCUGGGCGCUUUUCGGUGGAAGAGGAAAUGAAGAGCGGGAGCUUUGUAGGCAAUUUGGCAAAGGAUCUAGGACUGGAUGUGCGUGAGCUGUUCUCUAGGGGGGCUCGGGUGGUCUCUAAUGGUAACAAACACCAUUUGCAGCUGGACUUAAACACCGGGGAUUUGCUCUUAAGCGAAGCGCUGGACCGGGAGGAGCUCUGUGGCUCCGUCGAGCCCUGUGUUCUGCGCUUCCAGGUAUUAAUGAAAAACCCUUUGCAGUUUUUACAGAUUGAGCUCCAGGUCAGGGAUAUAAAUGACCACUCCCCUGUCUUCUUAGAAAAAGAAAUGCUCCUAGAGAUCCCAGAGAAUAGUCCCGUGGGCGCCGUAUUCUUACUGGAAGGUGCGAAGGAUUUGGAUGUAGGAAUCAAUGCUCUACAGAGCUACACGAUAAGCCCCAACUCUCAUUUCCACCUUAAAAUGAGAGUCAAUCCAGAUAAUAGGAAAUACCCAGAGUUGAUUCUGGACAAGGCGCUGGAUUAUGAAGAGCAGCCAGAGCUCAGCUUCAUCCUCACUGCCCUGGACGGUGGGUCUCCGCCCAGGUCUGGGACGGCCUUGGUUCGGGUGGUGGUCUUGGACAUUAAUGACAACUCCCCGGAGUUCGAGCAGCCCUUUUAUGAGGUGAAGAUUCCGGAAAAUAGCUUACUAGGCUCACUGGUUGUCACCGUCUCCGCUUGGGAUUUAGACUCUGGAAAAAAUGGGGAGAUAUCAUAUACUUUUUCCCAUGCCUCAGAAGAUGUUCACAAAACAUUUGAAAUUAAUCAAAAGUCUGGAGAAGUUAGUUUAAUGGCAUCGUUGGAUUUUGAAACAAUUGAAUCAUAUUCAAUAAUAAUACAAGCCACAGACGGGGGAGGGCUUUUUGGAAAAUCCACAGUCAGAAUUCAGGUGAUGGAUAUAAAUGACAAUGCCCCCGAAGUCACCGUGUCAUCAAUUACUAGCCCAAUUCCAGAAAACUCAUCUGAGACGGUGGUUCUGGUUUUUAGUAUCCUAGACAGAGAUUCUGGGGACAAUGGGAGGAUGCUUUGUUCUAUCCCAGAAGACCUUCCAUUCAUACUAAAAUCUUCAGUAAAGAAUUACUACACCUUGGAGACGGAGGGACCCCUGGACAGGGAGACCAGAGCCCAGUACAACGUCACCAUCACCGUCACCGACAUGGGGACCCCCAGGCUGAGAACCCAGCACAACAUCACCCUGCUGGUGUCCGACGUCAACGACAACGCCCCCGCCUUCACCCAAACCGCCUACACCCUGUUCCUCCGCGAGAACAACAGCCCCGCCCUGCACAUCGGCAGCGUCAGCGCCACAGACAGCGACGCGGGCGCCAACGCCCAGCUCACCUACUCACUGCUGCCGCCCCACGACCCGCGCCUGCCCCUGGCCUCGCUCGUGUCCAUCAACGCGGACAACGGCCGCCUGUUCGCCCUGAGGGCGCUGGACUUCGAGGCGCUGCCGGCGUUCGAGUUCCGCGUGGGCGCCACGGACCGCGGGUCCCCCGCGCUGAGCAGCCAGGCGCUGGUGCGCGUGCAGGUGCUGGACGCCAACGACCACGCGCCCUUCGUGCUGUACCCGCUGCAGAACGGCUCCGCGCCCUGCACCGAGCUGGUGCCCAGGGCGGCCGAGCCGGGCUACCUGGUGAGCAAGGUGGUGGCGGUGGACGCGGACUCGGGCCAGAACGCCUGGCUGUCGUUCCAGCUGCUCAAGGCCACGGAGCCCGGGCUGUUCGGCGUGUGGGCGCACAAUGGCGAGGUGCGCACGGCGCGGCUGCUGAGCGAGCGCGACGCGGCCCGGCACCGGCUGCUGGUGCUGGUCAGGGACCAUGGCGAGCCCGCGCUGUCGGCCAGCGUCACGCUGCACGUGCUGCUGGUGGACGGCUUCUCGCAGCCCCACCUGCCGCUGCCCGAAGCGGCGGCCGACCCGGCGCCGGCCGACCCGCUGACCGUGCCCCUGGUCAUCGCGCUGGCGGCGGUGUCGUCGCUGUUCCUGUUCUCGGUGCUGGCGUUCAUCGCGGUGCGGCUGUGCAGGCGGAGCAGGGCCGCCUGGGUGGGUGGCUGCUCGGUGCCUGAGGGCCCCUUUCCGGGCCGCCUGGUGGACGUCAGCGGCACCGGGACCCUGUCCCAGAGCUACCAGUAUGAGGUGUGUCUCACAGGAGGUACUGCGACAAAUGAGUUUAAAUUUCUGAAGCCGAUUAUCCCUAACUUCCAGACCCAGUAACCUGGGAAAGAAAUAGAGGAAAAUCCUACCUUCCACAAUAGCUUUGGGUUCAAUAUUAAGUGACCAUAAUUACCUUUUAUACCCCGUACGUAUUUUUAUUUUGUGCCACUUCCAUACCAUGUUUCCUUUCCCAAUACGUGGGUAUUUUAAAUAUGACUUAAAAUUGAAUUUAGAGAGAGGGGAAGUGAGAGGGAGAAAAACAUUGAUAGGCUGAUUCUUGCAUGGCCCCUACUGGAGAUUGAGCAGCCACCUGGAGAUGUGCCCACACUGGGAAUCUAGCAGGUGAUCUCUCCGUGCAUGGGAAGACGCUCAAUCAACUGAAACUCACCGCCCAGGAUUCAAUAUGUGGGUUUUUAAAAUUGUACUGAGUUUUAUAUUUUAUAUUUAGUUUUAUAUUUUCGCAUGUUCUACCCACCUUUACUUUUAAGUGACUGCUUAUCAUUAUUUGUGGUUGUACCCCUGACCCUCUCUGCAAUUGAACUUUCACCCACAAUUAGGCUUAUGGUAAAAAAAUGCAGACCACUUUCAAAGUAUCUUUUUUUUUAUUAAUUAAAUCUUUAUUGUUCAGAUGAUUACAUUUGUU
Messenger RNA from Myotis davidii, 3726 nucleotides. RefSeq names its product protocadherin beta-12. NCBI's taxonomy places the organism in Eukaryota, Metazoa, Chordata, Mammalia, Chiroptera, Vespertilionidae. Gene Ontology annotation, cellular component: plasma membrane. Gene Ontology annotation, biological process: homophilic cell-cell adhesion. Bases 810 to 3143 code for a protein of 777 amino acids. The transcript has a single exon. The record is from RefSeq and is a predicted model, not a curated record. Gene Ontology annotation, molecular function: calcium ion binding.